AUGUUUGAUGUUCAGCAGCUUGGCUACAAGGAAAGGAAGCAAACCAAGGAAUCUGGAGGUGAUCCUGCAUCGCGUACGGCCUAUACCGUGAGGCCUCGUCGCGAGCGCCCGGAGGCUGCAUCGCCGCCGGCUGCCGUGCGACCGCCGCGUGGCAGGGCUUCGCCCUUCGCGUCGCGCGCGUUUGGAGCCCUCGCUCCUCCCGACCCUCGGUCGGAAUCCUCCAGGAUGUCGAGCUCCCGGCGCAACGGGUCGGUGUCCCGCGCCGCGGAGGCCGCCUCCAAGAACCGGCUGCACAUGGAUCGGAAUCCACAGCACUCCAGGAUAACCGAUCCAUCGAACCCGGCCGGUCGCCGCAAGGAGAUAGAUAACGUGAUGAAGAGAGCACGGCAGGCUUCCCCGGGCAGCUGGGAUCGCAAGCUGCUGCAGGUGGAAGAAAAAGACCCUAACAGAUGGCGCCACACGGGCUACAAGCAGUUGUAUCUGGAUGGCUCUCGCUCCCCCUCCCCGCGCCGCUCGCGGUCCCCCAGGCGCUCCAGGUCCCCGCCGCCCAUAUCUCGGCGCUCGCGCAGCCCGCUGCGGCGUUCGCGCUCCCCGCUGCCGCGCCGCGCCGAACACGCGCGUUCGCCGCGUCGGAGCCCCCGACGAUCGCCCAGACGCAGCCCGCUCGCUCUCGGCGGCCGCCGCCGCUCGCCGCGCCCCCGCUCGCCCCCGCCACGCCCGCGCGACGCGCGCGACACGCGCGACUCACGCGACACGCGGGACGCGAGAGACGCACGGGACAGGCGCGACGCGCCGGACGCACGCCGCGCGCGCCCGAGACCCGCGCCGCCGCCGGCUGCGAGGCCGCCGUCACCGCCGGAUCCUAGGAAGUCCUCUGGCUCCGGUUCAUCAGGAAGCAGCUGUUCGGACGAGUCCUGCUCAGUAUGUUCAGCGAAGAACAAGAAAGGACCGCCGCCCGGACCUAAAGGAGCUAAGCCACCGCCCGGAGCGUCCCCAGCAAAGCGUCCACCAGCGUCCUCAGCUCGCGCCGUACAACCGACGCGAGAGCUUCUCAAGGCUAGGGAAGCCAGCAAGCGAACCCGGGAGGAGAAGGUGCUAGAAUGGCAGCGCUCCCAAAUGGCGGUGAACCGUUUGCCGGGCGCGCCCAUCCCCGCGGCGCACAUCAAGCGCGAGGGCGAGCGCCGCCCGCGCGACCCCCGCGACCCGCGCGACGCCCGCGAGCCCCGCGACCCGCGCCGCCAAGUCUCGCCCGCCGCCAUCGCUGCGGCCUUGAACGACUCGGACAGCGACAGCGAGUCGGAUGCCAGCUCGGAACAACCGCAGAGGUUAACCCUCUCCGAACGCUUCGGCAAGAUGGCCCAAUGGUCCGCCGACCGCAGCGCUCGUCUCGAGAAUAUGCGCAUCACGCGGCGAGACAGCGCGCUCCACGUGCGCAUUGAGCGGCCCGACGGAGCCUCCGAGCCGGUAGACGAGCCCUAUCCAGGCCUAGAAGCGGCUCCAGUGGGCAGCUACCCUGAAGAACUAUUAGCCGCGGCCCCGGGAGGCCUGCCGUCCUGGGACGACGUACGAGUCCGCUACGACUACUACAAGAAGCGUGGAUACUUGCGAGGACUGACUCUGAGCGACUACGUGAAGUGGGAGGAGUGGUGGUACAAGUACCAGGAGUGGCUGAAGAGAGAGCGCGCCUAUGAGCGCUGGGCCGAGGGCGAGGUGGGAUCGGUGCGGCGCGAGCGUCGCCGGCGCGGCGGGCGGCACCGGCGCAGCUGAGGGCGCGCCGCCCCCGCGGCGGUCCUGGCCGUGGACCUGGCCGCGGGGGCGGCGUCUGAGAUCUAGACGCCACCGAGGGAGGGCCGGCUGUGAGUAUACUAUCCCUCUCAUCCAUUAUUGUCCCGGUCCUGGCCGUGGACCUGGCCGCGGGGGCGGCGUCUGAGAUCUAGACGCCACCGAGGGAGGGCCGGCUGUGAGUAUACUAUCCCUCUCAUCCAUUAUUGUCCCGGUCCUGGCCGUGGACCUGGCCGCGGGGGCGGCGUCUGAGAUCUAGACGCCACCGAGGGAGGGCCGGCUGUGAGUAUACUAUCCCUCUCAUCCAUUAUUGUCCCGGUCCUGGCCGUGGACCUGGCCGCGGGGGCGGCGUCUGAGAUCUAGACGCCACCGAGGGAGGGCCGGCUGUGAGUAUACUAUCCCUCUCAUCCAUUAUUGUCCCGGUCCUGGCCGUGGACCUGGCCGCGAGGGCGGCGUCUGAGAUCUAGACGCCACCGAGGGAGGGCCGGCUGUGAGUAUACUAUCCCUCUCAUCCAUUAUUGUCCCGGUCCUGGCCGUGGACCUGGCCGCGGGGGCGGCGUCUGAGAUCUAGACGCCACCGAGGGAGGGCCGGCUGUGAGUAUACUAUCCCUCUCAUCCAUUAUUGUCCCGGUCCUGGCCGUGGACCUGGCCGCGGGGGCGGCGUCUGAGAUCUAGACGCCACCGAGGGAGGGCCGGCUGUGAGUAUACUAUCCCUCUCAUCCAUUAUUGUCCCGGUCCUGGCCGUGGACCUGGC
Leguminivora glycinivorella is the source of this 2536-nucleotide messenger RNA. RefSeq names its product serine/arginine-rich splicing factor SR45-like. Lineage: Eukaryota; Metazoa; Arthropoda; Insecta; Lepidoptera; Tortricidae. Bases 1 to 1767 code for a protein of 588 amino acids. The record is from RefSeq and is a predicted model, not a curated record. The transcript is spliced from 14 exons.